AUGGCGACAACGGAGGCGGCAGCUCAGCAACCAGUUUCUGCGCAAGUCGUUGGGAAUGCAUUUGUGCAGCAGUACUAUCACAUUCUGCAUCACUCCCCUCGUCUUGUGCACCGGUUUUAUCAGGACAUAAGCAAGCUUGGGCGUCCAGAGGAGGAUGGCACAGUGAGUAUCACCACCACUAUGCAAGCCAUAAAUGAGAAGAUUGUUUCCCUCAACUAUGAUGAUUUCAGAGCUGAAAUCAAGUCAGUGGAUGCGCAAGAGUCAUAUAAUGGUGGAGUGCAUGUUUUUGUGAUUGGCAGUCUGACGGGGAAGGACAAUGCAGUCCGUCAGUUUGCUCAAGCUUUCUUCCUUGCCCCACAGGAUAGGGGAUACUUUGUACUAAAUGACAUGUUCCGUUAUGUGGAUAGUCUCCGCGUGAAUCUGGCCUUGGUCUCUGAUGUUGUGCCGCCAGUUACGGAUGAGCAAGUUGCUGAUACUGUUGAUGAGAGUCAUGUUUCCGAGCAAAGCACACCUUCUACAGAGGAAGCUAUCACGGGAGAAGUUUACAACCCCCCUGAUGCUCUGGUUGAACAAGAAGUUGUUGACGAAGAAGUCCCGGUAGCUGAGGUUGUGGACGAAGUGCAAGAUGAUGUACAUGUUGUGGAAUCCAGUGCCAAAAUUGAUGAGUUACCAAAGAAAUCUUACGCCUCUAUCGUGAAGCAUCUGAAGGAAAGUGGUGCAAUUAUCUCACCCCCUCUUCCUGCUCCUAGAAAGGCUCCACCAAAGCACGUCGAGCAAGCAAACCGUACACUUGUCCCAGCAACUGAUGGAGCAGUACCCAGUUACGAAGUUGUUGAUAAUGGCAAUUAUCAAGAUGGUGAAGCUGAUGGUCACUCAAUUUACAUAAAGGGUCUGCCAAUGAAUGCUACCGUCUCCAUGCUGGAGGAGGUAUUUAAGAAGUUUGGGGCUAUCAAGAAUGAGGGAAUUCAAGUCAGAAGCAACAAACAACAAGGUUUUUGUUUCGGCUUUGUGGAAUUUGAGGAGGCAAGCUCUGUGCAAAAGGCUCUGGAUGCUUCUCCUGUUGCAAUUGGUGGGCGCCAAGCCUUUGUUGAGGAAAAGAGAUCUACUAAUUCUCGAGGAAAUAUCAGGGGAAGGUUACAACAAUCUGGAAGAGGCUCGGGAUUUAGAAAUGAAGGAUUUCAGGGCCGUAGUGGCAUUUAUGGAGGUGGAAGAGGGACUUACAACAAGGGUGGCUUUCGAAAUCAGAGGGGCGAAGAAAACAUGAAUGGUCGUGUGAGCCGUACAGGUACCGGAGGGGUGGUGGCCAAUGGCAGUGCCAAGAACACAUCGCCUCGUGUAUCAGCUACUGCUUGA
This is a messenger RNA of Striga hermonthica, 1353 nucleotides long. The record is from the annotation of a GenBank genome assembly. Lineage: Eukaryota; Viridiplantae; Streptophyta; Magnoliopsida; Lamiales; Orobanchaceae.